AUGUCUACAAGAAACAGAUCCAAGGAGUUCAAGAAAGGCAUUAAGGCAUUCAUAAAACACGUUGAAUCCCUGGAGAGUUCAGAUGAUGGCUUCAUUGAUGAAUAUGUGAUGAUACAGGAGGCCCAGAUGGAAAAUCAUAGAGACAGUUUUAGUUCAAUGGAUGUUGGAAAACUGGAACCAAAUUUGAAGAAAAAUCGUUACAAAGACAUUGUACCAUAUGAUGAAUAUAGAAUUGUUCUUGGGCAUAGUGAAGGGGAUGAAUGCUCAGAUUACAUCAAUGCAAGCAAAAUUAAGGGAGUCAACGGUACUGUAGAUUACAUCGCUUCUCAGGGGCCAUUGUCAGGGACAGUGAACGACUUCUGGAGAAUGAUAUGGGAGUAUGAUGUUGAGAUUGUCUUCAUGGCUUGUAAACUGGUGGAGAUGAAAAAGAUCAAGUGCAGCCAGUACUGGGCGGAUGUGGGCAGCUCCAUAGAAUUUGGAAACAUCACAGUGCUAACUGUGUCCGAACAAGAAAUUUUCGCUGAAUGUAUACAGCGAACCUUUCGUGUAACAGAUGGAAACACGGUGCAUAAUGUGACACAGUUACACUACUGUGGAUGGCCCGACCACGGUAUCCCAAAAAACCCGGAUGAUAUCCGCAAUAUAAUCGGCAUAAUGAGAAGCAGUAAACAGAAUGUCAAGGCUCCUGUUUUAGUUCACUGCAGUGCUGGUUGUGGGCGAACUGGGACCAUUAUUGCUAUUGACUAUGUGUGGACACUCCUAGAAAAUGGGAAAUUUGAUGAGUCUUUCAGUCUUUUUGAUUUGAUUUGUAACUUGAGGAAACAGAGAGUAUCACUUGUACAGACCCCAGGCCAGUAUGCUCUGGUGAACAAAGUCCUGAAAUCACUUUGUGAAGAGAUGCUGGCAAAAAUUGCUUCCCAUACUUAUGAAAAUGUGCAGUUCAGUCAGGAACAGUCAAAUGAUGAAAGCAUCCAGCAAA
Messenger RNA from Candidula unifasciata, 979 nucleotides. The record is from the annotation of a GenBank genome assembly. NCBI's taxonomy places the organism in Eukaryota, Metazoa, Mollusca, Gastropoda, Stylommatophora, Geomitridae.